Molecule: messenger RNA, 2359 nt
Organism: Ornithodoros turicata
Lineage: Eukaryota; Metazoa; Arthropoda; Arachnida; Ixodida; Argasidae
Product: stearoyl-CoA desaturase 5-like
Exons: 6
Coding region: 561-1709 (382 amino acids)
Biological process (GO): unsaturated fatty acid biosynthetic process
Cellular component (GO): endoplasmic reticulum membrane
Molecular function (GO): iron ion binding; stearoyl-CoA 9-desaturase activity
Source: RefSeq, a predicted model, not a curated record
UAGAGAGAAGGGAGAGAGCAAGCAAGCCCGAAAACCUCAAACUCCCCCCAGCCUGCGUGGCCCCAAAAAAGAAAUGACGUCCACAAGUGACAUGGGUCCGAGGCUACGGCUGAUGUUAUAAAAGCACCGAGCGGGUCACCUGUAAGGGUGGAUUCUACACACAACCUACAUACUGAAAACCCAGUGACGGCAUCCAUUCACAGCACUCGCCGCCGAGAGCAAGCGACCCAGACCUAGAUUCGCCGAGUUGUUGGGCCAACACGAAAUCUCCUCCUCUCCCACGAACUUUCCGGCCGCCGGAUCUAACGCGGGUCAUUCCUCCGUCAGUGCCCGUGAGCCGAAAGAAACGAGGAACCGUUUUUUCGGCUGGAACGGUUCUGUUCGUGCCAUAGCAACGUCGUCUGUCGUCCCAUGUUCCGCUGGUCAGCUUUAAUUGUGCUACACUGUGAUAAAGGUGGUGCUCUUCGAAAGUGACGAGUUGGAGUAUUAGAUUAUCCGCAAGAGGUCUAAAAACACGUGGUUUUCCCGGACUGUUUCAUAUAACCAAACAGAAAUCUGAAAUGACGACCGAAAUCACUAGGGGUCACCCAGACGUCAUCGACCUUGACCUUCCAGGGAUGAAGAAGCGCCACAACCUGUCAGACACCAUAGACCUCAUCAAACAGACCGAAUACGCACCGUUGCCAAAGGGAGAACUUCUCAAGGGCGAGAUCAUCAAUGCCCAGCCGACGACAACGACAACGGCGCCUAUCAAGCCCGCACCUAAGGACGUUCCUGAGAAAGAGUUCCGAACGCAGGUUGUAUGGAGGAAUGUAGCCAUCUUCGCUGCCCUGCACUCCAUGGCCAUAUAUGGCUUUUACGUGUCUUUGGUGCAUGCCAUGUGGACAACGUGGUUGGUUGCUUUCGUCUGGGGCCAGUGCGCGGGUCUGGGUGUCACAGCAGGAGCCCACAGGCUAUGGUCCCACAGGGCAUACAAAGCUCGCUUUCCACUUAGGGUUGUCCUCAUGAUCUUCAACUGCAUGGCAUGCCAGAACGAUCUGUACGAGUGGACUCGGGAUCACCGCGUGCACCACAAAUUCUCCGAAACGCACGCCGAUCCUCACAAUGUCAACCGCGGGUUCUUCUUCGCGCACAUGGGCUGGCUCAUGUGCAAGAAGCAUCCAGACGUCAUGAAGAAGGGCAAGGCAGUCGACUGCUCGGACCUACUCAGAGAUCCCGUCAUUAGGUUCCAGAAGAAGUACUACGUCCUACUGGCGACGUUCUUUUGCUUCUACCUGCCAACGAUCGUUCCUCAUCACCUCUUCGGCGAAUCUUACUGGAACGCCUUCUUCGUCUCCACCAUGCUACGCUACGUGUUCUCCCUCAACUUCACGUGGUUCGUCAACAGCGCAGCCCACCUGUGGGGCCAGAAGCCCUACGACAAGCACAUCUCGCCCGUGGAGAACCGCUUCGUGUCAAUGGUCGCCAUGGGCGAAGGUUUCCACAACUACCAUCACACCUUCCCUUGGGACUACUCCACGAGCGAACUGGGCUGGGAGAUCAACUUCACCACUAUGUUCAUCGACUUCAUGUCUAAGAUUGGCCUUGCGUACGACCUGAAGACAGUGCCGAAAGACGUCGUCGAAAAGAGGAAAGCCAGAACGGGAGACCACAGCUACGACCAUCGUAGCCAGCAGCACCAGAACGGGCAUGUUGAGCAUCGAGGUUGAAACCACUCAACGAUCCACCUACUUCAUCAACACAUAUCAAGUCACUAGAUAGUGUUGUGGCAUACCACUGCUAGAUCGAAAGAACUUGUGAAACACCGACAGCGUGCCGCCCUUGCAUAACAUGUUAUACUCUCGUCCCAUGACGACAACGUGCAGAGCCCUCACACUUUAGGGGAAAAGGGCAAUCGCAUUCUCCUUCUGGUUGCAAACGCGUUCUCGAGGAAAUUAAUGGAAUAACUUGGUCGUCUAUCGCUGCAAAGGGAGAGGAAGUUAAGGUACAGGGUUCGUUGUCUUUGCGCCACAUGCGUAGCUCGAAAACAGCACCCAGAGUCUUUUAUUUUCGAAAUGACAACUCGAUGAUACGUUUUAAUACUCGAGUAUUUUUUUUCUCUUCUUCUUCUUGAAAUAAGAGCGAGCACUGCCGUUGUUUUUAGCACUGAGUAUUUCACAGGAUUCUACUCCAGGUAGUGCGGCCGUACGAUCUUGUGAAAUUGUGAGUCCCGUUCAACGCACUCCGAUUUGUCUGUUGCCACUUGUGGCUACACAAUCUGUUGUUAGCAGACAUGAUUAGAUGGUCAACGGAGACUAGUGCCUCAUUUGUACAUAGUAUAAAGUUGUAUUAAAAAGAGAAAUAAAUAUGCGUAUCUGUA